Molecule: messenger RNA, 793 nt
Organism: Schizophyllum commune H4-8
Lineage: Eukaryota; Fungi; Basidiomycota; Agaricomycetes; Agaricales; Schizophyllaceae
Exons: 2
Coding region: 139-354 (71 amino acids)
Source: RefSeq, a predicted model, not a curated record
CGUAUAUAAGUAGUCGGGGCGCGCUCGGAAUGACCCUGUCUACUUCUCUGAAGCCUCGACACCUGCUCGCGCAUCCAGCUUAAUAGCCAACCCGCACUCGCGCCAGUGUCUCUACCAGCCAUAACACCCUCACAUACGAUGGACUUCUUCCGCGAAUUCUCGCUCUCGAGCGUCAACGACUCAUCAGCAUCACUUUCAUCGCCCGCACCCAGCGAGCAGACAUCCUCGAGCCAUAACACAUCCGCACGGCAUGAUGCACCUCUGCCAGUUUCCGACGCGUCUCUCGACGACGUCGAGAACGCCCCUGUCGACUACGAGCGCAGUACUGUUGCAUUCUACUGCAUCGUCGCAUGACGACGCCCUACGAGCUCGACACAUUCUGUCUUGAGAAACCUACAGAUAUGAACCAUCUUCAUCCGUCUUUGACAUCGCCGGCACAGGCAUGCGCGCGAUGCACACCCUCCUUCGCCUGUUCCUGCUUUUCUUCACUCUACUCAUCGUUAUCAUUAUUCAUCAUCGCAAUUGCCAACGUUCUUUCUUAUACGACUCGCCGUCGUUGUACUCUACCUGUACUUUGAACCUUCUCUCCUUCUUGGACCCGCGGACUGAACGAGGUCUCGCGUAGCUACAGCACUCGCCUGCGCCGCAUUUGUACUUUUCGACCUAUGUAUUCAACUACCUACUUCCCCCGUACGCCACCAGGGCGUACUACUGCUUGUAUCAUAUCAUACAGCGCCUACCUAUUCUCCUCUCUACCUAUCUUUCUACUGCAAUCAAGGACUCUGAACAUCUC